Molecule: messenger RNA, 2718 nt
Organism: Coniosporium apollinis CBS 100218
Lineage: Eukaryota; Fungi; Ascomycota; Dothideomycetes
Exons: 15
Coding region: 1-2718 (905 amino acids)
Biological process (GO): endoplasmic reticulum to Golgi vesicle-mediated transport; protein secretion; intracellular protein transport
Cellular component (GO): Golgi membrane; COPI vesicle coat; endoplasmic reticulum
Molecular function (GO): structural molecule activity
Source: RefSeq, a predicted model, not a curated record
AUGGCCUACAACUCGAAGAAGGAUGAGGAUGCGACUAGCAUGAUAGUCAGCGUGGACAGGACUACGGUGUUUCAAGAAGGCAUCCCGAUAUCACCGCGACGAUGUCGCAUACUCCUCACAAAAAUCGCCCUCCUCCUCUUCACCGGCGAGAAGUUCCCCACGAACGAAGCGACAUCCCUUUUCUUCGGGAUCUCGAAGCUCUUCCAGAACAAAGAUGAGAGCCUACGGCAGAUGGUCUAUCUUGUGCUCAAGGAGCUUGCGAAGGAGGCGGAGGAUGUCAUCAUGGUCACCAGCUCGAUCAUGAAAGACACCAGCGUGAAAUCAGACGUUAUAUACAAAGCCAAUGCUAUACGAGCGUUAACAAGGGUCAUUGAUGCCUCCACUGUUCAAGCGAUUGAGCGACUCAUCAAAACCGCCAUAGUGGACAAGAACCCCUCCGUCUCUUCCGCCGCCCUUGUCUCCGCAUAUCAUCUCCUUCCAGUUGCCCCAGACGUAGUGAGGCGGUGGCAGAGCGAGACGCAGGAGGCAGCAGCAGCAACGAGGUCGGGUGGAGGCUUCAUGGGCUUUGGUGCCAGCGGGGCCUCUGCCCUCUCACCUUCCUCAACUUACCAGAAUCAAUAUCAUGCUAUCGCGCUGAUGUUCCAGAUGCGGAAGAAUGAUAGGAUGGCUCUCGUCAAGAUGGUACAGCAAUACAGUGCUGCAGGCGUGGUCAAAAGUCCUGCGGCUACCAUGUUGCUCGUGCGGCUGGCCGCGAGCCUUGCCGAGGACCAGUCUUUGCGGAAACCCAUGAUGCAGCUCAUUGACGGCUGGUUACGGCAUAAGAGCGAGAUGGUUAAUUUUGAAGCCGCUAAAGCCCUCUGUGCGAUGCGCGACGUAUCAGACGCGGAGGUCGUCCAGGCAAUCCAUGUCCUCCAGCUCUUUCUGACAUCACCACGUGCCGUCACCAAGUUUGCCGCCAUUCGCAUCUUACACGACUUUGCCUCGUUCAAGCCGGAUGCUGUCAGAACAUGCAACCCCGAUAUCGAGCUUUUGAUAUCAAAUUCGAAUAGAUCCAUUGCAACGCUUGCCGUUUCGACACUGCUGAAGACCGGGAACGAAUCGAGCGUGGAUCGGCUGAUGAAACAGAUUCAGAGCUUUAUGAGCGAGAUCUCGGAUGAGUUCAAAGUCACCAUCAUCGACGCUGUACGAACAUUAUGUCUAAAGUUCCCAAGCAAGCAAGCUGGCAUGCUUCAGUUCCUCUCCAGUGUUUUGCGCGAUGAAGGAGGCUUUGAGAUGAAGCGCUCAGUAGUUGAAGCGAUAUUUGAUCUGAUCAAGUUCGUGCCGGAAUCAAAAGAAGAUGCGCUUGGCCACCUUGCGGAGUUUAUUGAGGACUGUGAAUUCACUAAGCUCGCUGUGCGCGUGCUGCAUUGCUUAGGGACGGAAGGCCCGAAGACCUACAUUUAUAACCGCAUCACUCUCGAGAACGCCAUCGUCCGAGCUGCGGCUGUAACUGCUCUGGCGAAGUUUGGGGUCGGGCAAAAGGACGAGGAACUGAAACGAAGCGUACACGUUCUGCUUUCACGAUGCAUGGACGAUACGGAUGAUGAAGUCCGUGACCGUGCCGCCCUCAACCUUCGUCUCAUGGACUCCGACGAAGACAUGGGAAUACGCUUCAUCCGAAACGACUCCAUGUUCUCCCUCCCUGUCCUCGAGCAACAGCUUGUCCUCUACGUCACCUCAUCCGACAAGCAAAACUUCAGCGCCCCCUUCGACCUCUCCGCCAUUCCCAUCGUAACACGCGAGCAGUCCCUCGCAGAGGACCGAACCAAGAAGCUCACGACCGCGACGCCGACACUCAAAGCGCCGUCCACAGGUCCCAAACCCGACCACCGUGGCGGCGAAUCCGCAGCCCAAAGCGCCGCAGCCGCGACCCAGAAGUACGCCGAGGAGCUGGCUAAGGUGCCUGAGCUCGCAAGCUACGGCGCCGUGCUCAAGAGCUCGCCCGUCGUCGACCUCACGGAAAGCGAGACCGAGUACGUCGUCAGCGCCAUCAAGCACAUCUUCCGCUCGCACAUCGUGCUACAAUUCAACGUCAAGAACACCUUACCCGCGACCGUGCUCACAGACGUCUCGGUCGUCUGCACGCCUGAAGACGCAGAGGAGGCGGGGCUCGAGGAGGACUUCAUCAUCCCCGCGCCCGCGCUCAAGACCGAUGAGCCCGGGGUCGUGUACGUCAGCUUCAGGCGUGUGGGCGGCGAGAAGGCGUACACGGCCGCGACGUUCAACAACGUCCUGAGGUUCACGAGCAAGGAGAUUGAUCCCUCGACCGGCGAGCCGGAGGAGCAGGGUUACGAGGACGAGUACGCGGUCGAGGAUCUUGAGCUGGGAGGCGCGGAUUACGUCAUCCCGGCGUAUGCGGGCAGCUUUGAGAACGUAUGGGAUCAAGCGCAGGGCGGAGAGGAGGCACAGGAGACGUUGGUGCUGGAAGGUGUGAAGAGUCUGGCCGACGCGACAGAAACCCUAAUCAAACAGCUCUCCCUCCAGCCCCUCGAGGGCUCGGACGUUGUCCUCAGCCCUACUACCCACUCCCUCAAGCUCUACGGCAAGACGCUCACCGGCGGCCGAGUCGCUGUACGCGUCAGGCUGGCGUUCUCUGCCAAGUCGGGCGCGACGAUGAAGAUUGAGGCGCGCGCGGAGGAGGAGGGGGUUGCGGGAUUGGUUGUUGGAGGUGUUGCUUGA